CACACUCGCUCAUUGCAAUUGUAAUCUUAAUCUUGGCAGGGAAGGAAACGGAACCAAUAGUACGAAAACGUGAAAGCGAACCCAUUGACCAUUUCCCAUCCACCAGCCACAGCCAGAGCUCUGAAUGCUUCUACUUAGCUCCUGUGAUUUAGUUCUAUGAGAAUUGAAUCUAACUUGGGCUUGUUUUAGUUUCCUGAUUUGAGUGAAGUUUGUACGGGACUACUGUGAAGGAGAACUGAGGUUUUUGUUGUUAUCCCUUGGUAUUGGUUCUGUUCCUUAGUGUAUUCAUCACUCCGACCUUUUUGAGUGUGGGGAGUCGGCAAAUAUGAUGCUGCAAUAUGGAGACCUGGCUAAGCUUAAAACGAAGAAGAUUGUGUUUGAGGAUGUAAUUGCUGUGCGUGAUUCUGUAUCUCUGGAGCAUCUGAAAGAGUUAAGUUCCAAGCGUAGGGUAAUUGAGGACUCCAUUAAUCAAACAAGCUUCAUCACAGAAGCUAUUGCAAGAGAAAUGUCUGGUGGAUCCACUUCUCGUUGGGAGCAGGAACGUCUCAGACUGGAACAUUACCUGCCAUUGUUGGAAAAUUUCAUUUCUCAUGCUGAUACUGUCAGCAUCAAUAGUCAGAUAGCCUGGUGGAUUUCACAACUCAAGAUACAAUGGAGCAGUGUUCUUAGUUCAUCAUCUUUCUUUAACCUUACAGGUCCAAAGUUUUUUCAAGUUGAUAAUUUGCGGUUUGAGCUUGUUAUGACCCUUUUCCUUUAUGGAGCAAUACUCAGGGAGAGGGCUUUGGAGUUUCUGCCAGCAGACUUAAAGCAAUCAGCCUUCAUCUUCAGAGAAGCCGCUGGAGUCUUUCAUUAUUUAGCUCAUGAGGUUCUUCCCUCUUUACAUCCUGCAAUAUCUGCAGAAAGGCCGCCAGAAGCUACCAUAUCAGUGAAUUCUGCUAUGAGUCUUAUUUGUUUGGCUGAGGCCCAGGCUGUAUACAUAAGAAAGGCUGAAGAAACAGGAAAUACAGGGUUUGGUGUUUUGGCAAAGCUGCACCAUGGUGUUGCAGAACUGCUCAGUGAAGCAAUUGGUGCUUUAAAUUCUGGGAUUGGAGAGUACAAGGCUAUUGCAUCACGCUUUUUGGAAUUUAUGUCAUCUUGCAAAGCUCUACAUGAUUUACGAAGUCAGACAUACUUCGCUAAAGGUUUAAAGAAUGAUGGCCAAGUUGGAGUUGCCAUUGGAGUUCUUUGUAAUGCAUUAAUCAGUGUGAAAAGGAAAUUGCCAGGGGAGGAUUCAUGGAAAACUGUCUUUACAAAAGAAAUUGAAAAUUCGGAAGAUACCCUCAGGAAGUUUGAAUAUGAGAAUGAGUUUGUUUGGCAUGAAAAGAUUCCUUCUGGGGAUGAGUUGCCAUUACCCCAAGGCAACAAAAUUGUGAAGAUAGAACCUUAUCAGCCCAAAAAAUGGGAGAGAGAACUUGUUUUUAAGAUUUAGUUGAAUGUGUUAGAGACCUGUUGUAUAUAAUUGAUUUUUGAGGAAGCAAGGGCAAUCAAGCUUCUUGUUUUCUUCACCCUUUUAGCGUGCAGAAGGUGAGGACAUUUUUUUUUUCCUUUUUCUUUUUUCUGGUGACUGGCCAAAGGAUGAAGGCUGCUUGCUAGGCUGGUUGAGCCGCAUGGAUAAAGGUGUUGUGUAAUGAAUAUAAGUAUAUAACGUUGCCUUUGACCGUGAUGGUACUCGCAUUUCAUAGAGUAGAACUAUGUUUCAAUAAUCUAUUUUUUUGUUUGCAUUUCAUAA
Molecule: messenger RNA, 1768 nt
Organism: Hevea brasiliensis (rubber tree)
Lineage: Eukaryota; Viridiplantae; Streptophyta; Magnoliopsida; Malpighiales; Euphorbiaceae
Product: vacuolar-sorting protein BRO1
Exons: 6
Coding region: 326-1468 (380 amino acids)
Source: RefSeq, a predicted model, not a curated record